UCAAACGCGUUUCACGUCUGUUUUCGAACGGUCAACAACGGAUGGGAUCGGAUCGGAUCGGAUCGCGCGAUCGCCAGUUGUCGCCAGCCCCAUAUUAACACUCACUCACUCGCAGCGGUUUAGAAACCUAUGAAUUGAGCAAACACUCAUCUUCUGCGGCUGGCCAAUGGUCCAAACCCCUUUCCGCCUGUGAUAAGUGCCCGCCUCCGAACUCGCAAUCCGCUCUGUGUGUAACAGCGAAAAGCUGAAAAAAAAAGCAAACAAAAUGAAAGUGCCCACGCGCAGCUCGAAAUAUUCAUUCAAUUUGAAAAUAUUCAAAUUGCAUAACGAUAAGAAACCAACCAGCAGUCCCAGUCCACCGAACUCACCUGUGAUCUCAGCGAAAAGAAACUCAUGGCGCGCUUCGUGGCGAUCGGCCUUGGGUUCCAAGAGCAAGUCCAGUCCCACGUCCUCGGACGGUCUCGACAGAGACCCCAUCGAAUUGGAGGCGGAACCAGCGUUUUUCGAGCGGACAAGGUGCCACAGUUCGUGCUCCAUCUCCUCUUCCACCGACAAUCUGUUUCCCGCCAUUCAGAUUCCCCAAGGCGAUGAGCUUAUGUCGAUGCCAUGGUUUGGCAUGGACAUCGGCGGCACCCUCACGAAGUUGGUCUACUUUGAGCCCAAGGACAUAACGCCGGAUGAACAGGAUCGCGAGGCGGGCAUUUUGCGGAAUAUCCGACGCUACUUAACCAAAAACUCGGCGUACGGCAAAACCGGACAUCGAGAUACGCAUCUACAGAUGGACAAUGUGGAGAUCCGCAAAAGACGGGGAUCGCUGCAUUUCAUUCGCUUCCAGACCACCGACAUGGGCAACUUCCUGUCGCUGGCCAAGCAGAAGGGCAUGGCCGAGCUGGUGACCACGGUUUGCGCCACCGGCGGCGGAGCCUUCAAGUUCGAACAGGAUUUCCGAGACCAAGUCAACAUGAAGCUGGCCAAAUUCGACGAACUGGACACACUGAUCAAGGGCAUUCUCUUUGCCGAUCUGCACAAUCGCACGGAGUGCUACUACUACGAAAAUGCACGUGAGAUUCUAAAAAGCGAGAAGCGACAGUUCAACUUCUCGCAACCGUUUCCAUUCAUCCUGGUCAACGUUGGCUCCGGAGUCUCCAUCCUCGCCGUCUACGGUCCCGACAACUAUAAACGCAUUUCGGGCACAAGCUUGGGCGGCGGAACAUUCCUCGGACUGUGUUGCCUUCUCACCGGCUGCACAUCCUUCGAAGAGGCUAUCCAACUGGCCACCAAGGGCGACAACAGAAAGGUGGACAAAUUAGUUAAGGAUAUUUAUGGCGGCGAUUACAACCGCUUUGGUCUGCCCGGCGAUUUGGUGGCGUCAAGCUUUGGCCAGAUGCACCUCAAUGACAAACGUGUUUCGGUAUCACGAGAGGAUUUGGCCAACGCCACACUGGUCACCAUAACGAACAAUAUUGGCUCCAUAGCAAGGAUGUGCGCGCUGAAUGAGAAGAUCGAUAGGGUCGUCUUUGUGGGCAACUUCCUGCGGGUGAACCCCAUUUCCAUGAAACUGCUGGCGUACGCAAUGGAGUUCUGGUCCAAUGGCACAAUGAAGGGCCUCUUCCUGGAGCACGAGGGAUACUUUGGUGCGCUGGGUUGCCUGCUGCAGUUCAACGGUGAGCUGGCAGCCGCUCUCAACGACGGAGUGGAGCAUCCAACUCACACAGCGUCGGAUGCGGGCGAGGGUGUUUUGAGUCCGGAUGUGACGACGCUUUCCACGGCGGAUGAGCCAGCAGAGAAGUCGCCGUUGUCGCCAACAAGCACACACUCCACUAGAUAGUCACUGUAACCACAUGUUCCUCCCGCGGCCACCCGACGUGGGCCAUCCGAUUGUAGUGCAUGUACAGUAGACCUAAGAUCAUUAUGGCAAUGGCAAUGGCAAUGGCAACGACUUUGGUCCUUCGCAGUUUAUCUCGGUAUUUAUCGUACUUCUUUCUCGGCUUUAGUUGUAACUUGAAGACGCACAAAUUGUAAAUGCAUGAAAUUACUGAAUGGAUAAAGUGCCUGCUAGCAAGCAACGAAUUUUGGCCCAAGCAAAUGCCGAACACACAAUUUAUUUCUUAACUUUCACUUGUGUAACAUUUCUCGAUAUGUUACUACCAUGCAGUCUUCGUCAGUUUUGGUAGUUUUUAGUUCUUUUUCUACAGUGAUAGAUGUUAGCUCUCGGAAAAGUAUUAUAAAUACUUGACAAACGGAACCGCAAUUGAAAGUCUCGCGCGCAACAAACGGUUCAAGAGCAUGUAUUGCAUACACCUAAUGAUAUGCCCAUGUCCUUCGACCAUAUUCAUACAUACAUACCUAUAAGUUUUUACCUUAACGUUUGUGUACAUGAUUUAAGUGGAUGUUUUAAAGUUUCUUUAUAGAAUAUAAGUUUGUGGUCAUGUUAUGAUAGGAUUCAAUUUGUCGGCAGGUCAAUAAAACUUGUUUAAAACAUUAAA
This is a messenger RNA of Drosophila elegans, 2486 nucleotides long. RefSeq names its product pantothenate kinase 3 (gene fbl). Gene Ontology annotation, molecular function: pantothenate kinase activity; ATP binding. The record is from RefSeq and is a predicted model, not a curated record. The transcript is spliced from 7 exons. Gene Ontology annotation, cellular component: cytosol; nucleus. The coding region runs from base 266 to 1828 and encodes 520 amino acids. Gene Ontology annotation, biological process: coenzyme A biosynthetic process. Lineage: Eukaryota; Metazoa; Arthropoda; Insecta; Diptera; Drosophilidae.